AUGGCCAGCCAAGACGUCCAUCUGAACCAUCAGCAGUCCAACGCCAUCACCAACAUUAUCCACCACGAGUUUGCUCCAUGGGUUCGCAACGUGGACUCGGACUUCACGCUCGGAUACAGCUCUGUUGAGGAAUGGGUGUUCGAACGCCAGCAGAUCAUAUUUGCGACGCACCCGUACUUUCAAGGCGAUGCUGUCGUCCAGAACCGACAGCGUCUUCGCCGCCUGAUCGAGCGCAAGUUCCGCCAAUAUUACAACACUAUGCGACGUGCUUAUCUUGCCUCCGCUCCGGAAGGGCAGGACGCAGCCCCUCAAUAA
Molecule: messenger RNA, 315 nt
Organism: Peniophora sp. CBMAI 1063
Lineage: Eukaryota; Fungi; Basidiomycota; Agaricomycetes; Russulales; Peniophoraceae
Source: the annotation of a GenBank genome assembly